This is a messenger RNA of Arabidopsis arenosa, 710 nucleotides long. The record is from the annotation of a GenBank genome assembly. Lineage: Eukaryota; Viridiplantae; Streptophyta; Magnoliopsida; Brassicales; Brassicaceae.
AUUUUGAAUUUGAAUUUGAAAACAAGAGAGCUGAGAGAAAGAGAUUUGGAGAUGGAGGAUUCAGGAGCGAUUCUAUGUCAGAUCUCCAUUUUUAAGGAUAUGCUUGAUCAGGUCAAUCGGGAAAUCGAGGCAAACAUUGAGGUGACGCGAGAGAUCGAAUCACAGAUCGGAACUUGUUCUGAGAUGGAAUCGGCUCUGUCUCUCAAAGAAGCUGAGCUUACUAGAUCGUUCCUUGCUUCUCAAUUCGAGAUCAGCGGUUUGAUCUCCGUUACAGCCGAUUCAAGAAACUCUCUGAAGCAAUUGGAGGAUGAGAUUCAUCGCCUGAGAAGUGAGCACAGUGAGCUAAUUACAAGGCUAACCGAGAAGCGGGAAGGAUUUAUGAAGAUGUGUUUUGGAUUCCAGAGGGAGAUUGAAGACAGUGAAUUAAGGAGUUUAUUGUCGGAGAGGGAGUUUCUGGAAAACGAAGUUCGGAUUUUGGAGGAGAAGAACAUGGAUGUGAAGAACUCUAUUUUGGCUUACAUGGAAGAUGAAAUGAUGAAUCUAUUAUCUGAUUAGUGUUUCUGGAAUUAUGAUACUUUUUAGCCAUUGGAUUGGAAUGUACGUACUGCUCCCGAUAACUUGAUCUUUGCCCAUGGCCAAUUCUUACUCUACUGUAAAUCAUAGGUGCACCAAAAACUAUUUUACAAAACGAAUAAAAGGUGAAGUUUUCA